Molecule: messenger RNA, 2551 nt
Organism: Eupeodes corollae
Lineage: Eukaryota; Metazoa; Arthropoda; Insecta; Diptera; Syrphidae
Product: zinc finger C2HC domain-containing protein 1C
Exons: 7
Coding region: 753-2216 (487 amino acids)
Source: RefSeq, a predicted model, not a curated record
AAAUAAUCCCCUAAUGAGUCACCCCAACCCAAUAAACACCGCACCGGAGAAAGAGCUCUUUCUUUUUCUUUCCUUUUUUUAUUUAUUUAUUUAAAUUCCAAUUUGUUGAAAACGGUUGAAGUGCGUGUUUGUUGGCUUUAGUGCCAUCUGACAUUAAUGGUCUCUGUUUUAAGCGACUAAAGUGGACUUCUGCUCUUAAUACGUUUGAAAUAAGUAUUAGGUACUCAGAUAUGUCUGUCAUAAAGUAGAAUAGUGUAUGGAUAUGUGUUUAUGUUAUUUGGAUUCAAGACGUGCCUCCGUGCUUACCUCCUUUGAUUCGUAGAAAAAAAUCAUCAUUAAGUCUCGGCCUCGGGACCCCGCACUCUAAAUAUCGGUUACCCACUGGAGCUCAUAGAGAAGUCGCCUUAGGCCUAUCAACCUUGCAAAAAUACCACCUCACUCUUGUGCUGAGCUAAGGCUGACUGAAUAUAUAAAUAGUCUUUAUAUGGUAUUCAACAUCUCAAAUCUCGAUCUGAGUCAUCGUCAUACUGCUUGUUGAUCUGAAGGCGGUAAAUAAAAUAUUAAAAAAAAAAAAAAAAAAAGUUCGGCUUGUGCAACCCACGCUUAAGAAAAAAAGUAAAGGAAAUUCAAGAAACAUCUUAAACCCCAGACGGAAAGAAAAUUUCAAAUUUAUCGAUGGCGUCACAAGGUACAACUUCCACCUCAAGGUUGGCUCAAAUACAGUCGUUUUGUAUUUCUUCAAUUGAAACAUCAUGAAUAUUCCCGAAUUCAGUGCCUUAGCACGAUUCUCAUCGGAUAGUGCACUUAACAACAAUUACCAUCAGAUUGUUCCCACCAAAUUGAAUGAGUCAUGGGCUGGCAGAAGACUAUUGGAAGCACUUAAUCAAUUACCACCUUCUAAGUUUGGUUCUUCUACAGAUAUACGAUUUCAACAGAAACAGCUACAAGUCCGAGAACAACGAAAAAUGGAGAUGACCGCUCCAAAGUCUGAUAUGAUGGAGAACGCCCCAAUUAAUGUUAAAUCAAAUAAAUCUACGAAUCUCAAUUCAUCGAUUGGUAAUGGAAAGGUACGUCAAAUGUUCAAUGAACGUCGAAGAGGUGCCGGAAUCGAUCGGAGCAAUCCACUCAAACCCAUCACUUCAAGAUCCUCAUCAUCAUCUAGCACCAUCACAACUACUCCAAUUUCAUCCAAAACAAAUACUGUUCGCAAAUUGGACCGAACAACGACAAACAAACUUGCUGUCUUAAAAAUAUCUAACGGAAACGAUUCUGUCGAUUACAUUAGUAACGAAAAAGCCCUAGAGACGUAUCGUGUCAUUGAAGAUGAUCUGGAUAAUGAAACUUUUCCUGAGCAACAGUUGGAUAAUUUUGAUAACCUAUUACCUGCAAAGCUUGAGGCUCUGAUGCUUGAUAACUUUGGAGAAGAUACCAAUAACAACAACAUGUCAGAAAAUAAAACCAGCAUAAAAUUGAACCCGGUUUUGACAAAAAAAUCCCCACCAAUUACUUCGAAAACACCCGUAAAGACAAGUCGAUCGAGUUUAAGUCUAACAAGCAAGAGUAAUUCGACUUUGAACUCAUCUCAAAAACUAGCUCCCUCAGAACCUAAGAAUCCAACAAUUGUCAAAAGCUCUUCGAAAAUGGCAAAGCCGAUGGCUAGUCCCAAGGUUAUUUCUUUGCGAUUGCCAAGAGCAAAAACACCACCUUUUCAACCUCCAGGCACUGCCCCUUGCAAAUUAUGCAACCGAUUUUUUAACGAGGACCGUUUGUCGAAACACGAGGAGGUUUGCGAAAAAAUGGCAAUGAAGAAACGUAAAAUCUUUGACGCAUCUAAGCAUCGAGUAAAGGGCACCGAAGCAGAAAAAUACUUAAAGAAACCACUACGAGGUGCCAGGACAGUAGCUAAAAACCCAUCAACAAUAUCGACAAACACAAACUCUACAACUGAAGCUUCUGCAAAAAAAAGCAAUUGGCGCAAGAAACAUGAGGAAUUUAUAGCUGCUAUACGAGCAGCCAAGGAAGUUCAAGCAUAUUUGGCUAAAGGUGGCAAGCUCUCUGAUUUGCCACCUCCUCCACCUUCAGAGAAUCCCGACUACGUAACCUGUCCACAUUGUUCGAGGAGAUUCAAUGAAGCAGCAGCAAAUCGUCAUAUACCAAAAUGUGCCAACAUGUUGCACAACAAACCGAAACCCGCUGCUAAGCGGAGUUUAAAAUAGCUCCUAUUUUAGUUCAGUUUCCUAAAUUUCCUUUCCAAGCAGUGGUUUUGUGUCACUAUUUAUGAAAGACCGAUACAAAACUCCAAUGUUUAAAUCGUAUUAUAUCUUAACAUGGCAAAUGAGUCGAUCACUUGGGUAGUUGAUACUAAUUUUAAAUUUUAAGUGAAUAAAUCUGGAUGUAACAACAAAAUGUUCUCGUAACCUUUCAAAUGUGAUAAAAAUAAAUAAAAACGCAAUUGUAUUUAAUUUUACUUUAAACCAUAAAUUGUUAACACGAGUCCUUUUUUUUAAAAUAAAAUAACAAUUAUAAUAAUUUUAUAUAAAAUAAAAUAACA